UGAACCGUUAGACAGGUUCAUUUCGAGUUUUAGAACCUUGGUAGUUUCACUAAUUUGUGAACUUAAUCACUCUUCAGUGCUAGAAUUCAUCUUUUCAUUUCAUUUCAUUCUGUGCUUGAUAGCAAGAGAUGCAAACUACUGCUUAUGUGGGAAGGUAUCUCUCGAAAAAAAAUUUCAGUCCUGGGAUGAAUCUUCAAAUUUAAGAUUGGGACUUCAAGCUGAGGCUGUGUCAACUGUUGAUCUUCAUCCUUGUAUACUAAAGUAUGGUGCUCGAGAUAAGGAGCAAAACAUCUCAGUUCAAGCACCAAAUAAUUUUGAGAAUGGGUUUCCAAAGAGUAAAUCAAUGCAAUUGCAAAUCAAAAUGUAUGCCCAACAGAUUGGGGCAAAGGAAAAAUCUUCCCAUGAUACAAACAUAACUGCACAUGCAUCGCGUAUGACCCGGUUGAAGGAGGGAAACCUGAAAUUUAAUUUCAGGUAUUACUAUGAUAAGUUGCAGAGAACUGAAGUCACCGAGGAUUUCUCCUGUCCAUUAUGUUUGGUUAGAUGUGCAAGCUACAAGGGUAUAAAAUAUCACAUGCUUGCAUCACAUGAUCUUUUCAACUAUGAAUUUUUGGCAUGGGAGGACUGUCCGACAAUAAACAUAUCUGCGAAAACUGAUAACUGGAAAUCUGAGAUUUUCGCAAAAAUUGUUGAUCCCAAGUUGCGCGGUAUUAACUUUUGUGCCAAACCAUUUAAGCGCAUACGGCCAGAGGAUGAACCUUCUGAAAGAGCAAAGGAUGCAGCUCCACUUGCCUUACGAUACGAAAUUCCAACUGGAGAGGGUGAUCUUUUGGAGAAAGCUGAUGACAUUGCAGGGAUUUCAACCGCAAUUGUACCAUUUCAACCUGAUCAAGACUGUGUCCCACCUGAACCAGCAACAGAUGAGAAUGCUCUUUCGAAUCCUGCUGUGUUACUGGAUGCCAUAACAUGGAAGUCUACAAUUCAGCGUUAUAACAUUGACCCACAAAUCCUUUCCCAGUUGAGCAAGCGAAAAUUCUAUCACUCUCGCAUAUACCAGCCAAUGGAACUUGAAGAAGUUCUAUCAGAAGGAGAUAGUGAGGAUGAAGUUGAUGAUGAAGUUGCUGAUUUUGAAGAGCUAAGGAGGCUUGGUAAUUUUGACAAUGUGACCAAUGCUGAGAAGAAAUUCAUGCAUAUGUGGAACUCGUUUAUUCGAAAGCAACGGGUGCGGACUAAUGGUCAUGUUCCAUGGGCAUGUGAAGCUUUUGUAAAAGUCCAUGGCUAUGAGCUUCUAGAGUGCUCCAAAUUGACUUGGUGUUGGAGAUUGCUUUCCAUCAAAUUAUGGAAUCAUGGUCUUCUAGAUGCACGGACCAUUAAUUCAUGCAGCCUUAUUCUUCAACAAUAUGAGGCAGAAAUCAGCGCCAAUAAAUAGUUAAAGAUAAUUCAUUCUCGUUCUAUGACGGAUCCAUAAAAUUUUCAUAGUGGGGACGAAAAUAUAUUAGAAUAAAUUUUGUUGAAUAUUAAUGUUUAUACUUUAUGUAAUAGAGAAUUAGAGAUAUAGAAAUUAAAAAAGAAUUA
Messenger RNA from Arachis stenosperma, 1575 nucleotides. RefSeq names its product polycomb group protein EMF2B-like. The transcript has 15 exons. Gene Ontology annotation, molecular function: chromatin DNA binding. Lineage: Eukaryota; Viridiplantae; Streptophyta; Magnoliopsida; Fabales; Fabaceae. Gene Ontology annotation, cellular component: nucleus. The coding region runs from base 344 to 1429 and encodes 361 amino acids. The record is from RefSeq and is a predicted model, not a curated record.